AUGAGGAAAGAGGCUUGCAGGUGCUCGUCCCUCACCCCUGGUAGGGACAGUGCUCGCUUUUUCCUGUUGGGCAUACUUAUUGCCCUCUACAUGCUGGCUGGAGCAGCCAUCUUCUCUUUUUUGGAGAGACCAUUUGAGCUUCAAGCCCAUCGUCUUUGGACUAGCAGGCUUAAAACCUUCAGUGAAGAGCAUAACAUUAGCCAUGCGGAGAUUAAGUCCAUUUUAUACCACUAUGAAGAGGCCAGGACAGCCGGAAUCAGAGCACAGCAGGGAAGGGCCCUAUGGGACUUCCCAGGGGCUUUCUAUUUUGUGGGAACAGUCGUCUCCACCAUUGGCUUUGGAGUGUCGGCCCCAUCCACUGUUACAGGAAAGAUUCUACUUGUUUUCUAUGGUCUUCUGGGCUGUUCCGCAACAAUCCUUUUCUUCAACCUUUUUUUGGAGCGAGUCAUCACAUUUUUAAGUGUGUCUCUCAUGUGGUGUUGUAGAGGGAAAUCCCACCACAGCAGCCUGCAAGAUAGAAAUCAUGAAGAUGAUGAAAAUAACUGGAAACCGUCAAUACUUCAAGUGACCCUUGUACUACUUGUUGCUGUUCUACUGGUUGCUUGCUGUGCAGCUUUAGUCUAUUCUGUCAUGGAGGGUUGGAGCUACAUGGAGAGCUUGUACUUUUGUUUUGUAGCUUUCAGCACAGUGGGCUUUGGAGACUUUGUGAGCGGUCAACGGGAGCAGCACGAGGAGACUCGGGGGUACCAGGUGGCCAACUGUUUACUGAUGCUACUGGGAGUGUGCUGCACCUACUCCUUGUUUAAUGCCAUAUCUGUCAUCAUCAGACAGGGACUGGACUGGCUAUUGAAAUGUCUCGAUGUCAUGUACCAUUGGAUCCAGCAUGCCAACACUUCAUGGGUCAUGGUACAGAAAACCAUGGGCUUUAGAGUUUCCAAGGGAUAUUAG
Molecule: messenger RNA, 948 nt
Organism: Periophthalmus magnuspinnatus
Lineage: Eukaryota; Metazoa; Chordata; Actinopteri; Gobiiformes; Gobiidae
Gene: kcnk20
Product: potassium channel subfamily K member 13
Exons: 3
Coding region: 1-948 (315 amino acids)
Biological process (GO): potassium ion transmembrane transport; stabilization of membrane potential
Cellular component (GO): membrane
Molecular function (GO): potassium ion leak channel activity
Source: RefSeq, a predicted model, not a curated record